This is a messenger RNA of Carassius auratus (goldfish), 3815 nucleotides long. RefSeq names its product dual specificity tyrosine-phosphorylation-regulated kinase 1A-like. Gene Ontology annotation, molecular function: ATP binding; protein serine/threonine kinase activity; protein serine/threonine/tyrosine kinase activity. The record is from RefSeq and is a predicted model, not a curated record. NCBI's taxonomy places the organism in Eukaryota, Metazoa, Chordata, Actinopteri, Cypriniformes, Cyprinidae. The coding region runs from base 581 to 2725 and encodes 714 amino acids. The transcript has 11 exons. Gene Ontology annotation, biological process: peptidyl-threonine phosphorylation; protein autophosphorylation; peptidyl-serine phosphorylation.
GGCGUAUCCCAUAGUGAGACACCUCACUUAAUGCUAUCAGAAAACCGGGGUUACGCAAGAAACCUAUUGUGUUUUUUUCUCCACCUUUUCACAUAGCUGUUUCAAUCAUAUCUGCACUUCGUCGAUAUUUUUUGCGACUAAUUUUGCUUUUAAAAACAAUUAAUUUGCUUCUCCGCCUCUCCAGUAGCGAAUAAUCUUCAAUGCGCGUUUCCGAGCGCUAGCUGGUUAGCCGCGUUCGUUAAAGUCAUUGAGAAAGAGCGCUAACUAGCCGUUAGCCUUCACUUUACCACUUACAAACCAUGAUUGCUACAGAAAUGAGGUCUGACAUGGGCAAAAACGCAUCGGAAAGACGCUGUUUUAGCUGUCAGAUGAAAUAGGAAGGCAUUUUGCUCCGUCUGGCUCAAUACAUUAGCGGUGUCUCGUCGGAUGCAGCGUAGAGAAACUGGAUCAGUCGCCUCACUUUACUGGAUCUGGUACUUUAAAUGAAGAUCACACCAUCAAAGGGGGAGAGACCUCAGCAUGCAAACCUUCGUCUGUCCGGCUUGCACCCUCUCUUUCUUUCCAUGCUGCUGGUCUUCAGAUGGCUGCUCCCAUGCCUCAUUCACACCAGCAGUACAGUGACUGUCAACAGCAGAGUACAGACCAGUCUGUCACUGUACUGCCAUACAGUGAUCAGGCACAAGCACUCACUGCCAGCCAGAGGCACAUGCCCCAGAGCUUUCGUGAUCCCACUUUAGCUCCUUUGAGGAAACUCUCCAUAGACCUGAUCAAAACCUACAAACACAUCAAUGAGGUGUAUUAUGCAAAAAAGAAACGACGGCAUCAACAGGGUCAAGGUGAGGACUCCAGCCACAAGAAAGAGAGGAAAGUCUUCAACGAUGGCUACGAUGAUGAGAACUAUGACUACAUUGUCAAGAAUGGGGAAAAAUGGAUGGACCGCUAUGAAAUUGACUCUUUAAUUGGAAAAGGGUCAUUUGGACAGGUUGUAAAAGCUUACGACCGUGCUGAGCAAGAGUGGGUAGCAAUUAAGAUUAUCAAGAACAAGAAGGCCUUUCUGAAUCAAGCUCAGAUUGAAGUACGUCUUCUCGAGCUCAUGAACAAACAUGACACAGAGAUGAAAUACUAUAUAGUACAUUUGAAACGGCACUUCAUGUUCCGGAAUCAUCUUUGCUUAGUAUUUGAAAUGUUGUCGUACAACCUGUAUGACUUGUUACGGAACACGAACUUCAGAGGUGUCUCUUUGAAUCUGACGCGGAAGUUCGCCCAGCAGUUGUGUACAGCGCUACUGUUUCUCGCUACACCGGAGCUCAGCAUCAUCCACUGUGACCUUAAGCCAGAGAACAUCCUGCUAUGUAACCCCAAGAGAAGUGCCAUCAAAAUAGUGGACUUUGGGAGCUCCUGCCAACUGGGACAAAGGAUAUACCAGUACAUCCAGAGUCGAUUCUACCGCUCCCCUGAAGUGUUAUUGGGAAUGCCAUAUGACCUGGCCAUAGAUAUGUGGUCUAUGGGAUGUAUUCUGGUGGAAAUGCAUACAGGAGAACCUCUAUUUAGUGGAGCCAAUGAGGUGGACCAAAUGAACAAAAUUGUUGAAGUACUUGGGAUCCCACCCAAUCACAUUAUGGACCUAGCACCAAAAGCCAGGAAGUUCUUUGAGAAGUUGUCAGAUGGGACAUGGAGUAUUAAGAAGACCAAAGACGGAAAAAGGUACAAACCUCCAGCGUCUCGAAAGCUCCAAGUCAUCUUGGGAGUUGAAUGUGGCGGACCAGGCAGUCGUCGGGUGGGAGAAUCCGGACACGCAGUAGCUGACUACUUGAAGUUCAAGGACCUCAUUCUCAGAAUGCUGGACUACGACCCCAAGACCAGAAUUCAGCCCUACUAUGCCCUCCAGCACAGCUUCUUCAAGAAGACCACGGAUGAAGGAACCAACACAAGCAGUAGUGUGUCAACAAGUCCUGCUCUCGAGCAGUCGCAGUCAUCAGGGACCACUUCUAGUACAUCCUCAAGCUCAGGAGGAUCGACUGGAACUAGCACCAGUGGCAGAGCAAGAUCCGAUCCAUCUCAUCACCACCGGCACAGCGGCGGUCAUUUUGGCAAAGCCAUGCCAGCCAUAGACUGUGACAACCUUUGCCCUCAGGCGAGACCGCCUUAUCACCCGCCAGUAGUAUGGCCUGGAGUCGUAGGAACAGAACCUGUCCCUGUAGAAACUCAUCCAGUCCAGGAAACCACUUUUCAUGUGCCUCCCCAGCACCCCAAAGCAUUGCACCCCCCUCACCAUCACCAUCACCAUCACCAUGGACAGGUCAUAGCAACCCGACCACGGCCGCGACUCUACAACUCGCCCAGCAACAGCGCCUCCACCCAGGAUUCCAUGGAGGUGGUGCACGGUCAUCUGUCCAUGACAUCCCUGUCUUCCUCAGCAUCCUCUUCCUCAACAUCUUCCUCUUCCACAGGACACCAAGGCCACCAGGCUUACCAGCUCCGCCAGCUUCCUGCCAGCACCCUGAACUUUAGUCAAAAUGGGAGUAUGAGAAUGGGUUUGGGUGCCUUCUCAAAUCCUCGCCAAGAGACUGGUAUGGCCGGGCAACCCACGUACCCUGUUGCCACAAACACAGGACCUGGUCACUUUAUAGCAGAGGGACACCUGGGCAUGAGACAAGGCAUCGAUAGGGAAGAUUCUCCGAUGACUGGAGUCUGUGUUCAGCAGAGCUCGCUGGCCAGCUCGUGACUUUAGCAGAAAUGGGUGUGAAUUUUUUUUUUUUCUUAUUUUGUUUUCCCCUUUUUUUUACGGUCGUAUUUUCGUUUUCUCCUGUUUUCUUUCUUUUAUUUUUUUCAGUUUUUUUCAAAAGGUGCAUAGAGAAUAAAAGCUGCUCACUUCUGAGGGGAGAUAUCACUGAGCCGCUACAAAUUGAAGAGUAUUUAAAAAGUAUAUGUAUUUCCAUAAUUUUACAUUGUGUAUUUCUAGAUAAGUUAUUAAUACUGAAAAGAACCAUGGUGAAACUGAGACAUUCAUCUGCCGAUUCACUCGCCUGCGUACAGUACUUAUUUACCAUCUGUUACAUCGGAAACUAGGAGAUUUGUUUCCAUUUGUCCCUUAUUUUCAUUCAAUACAGUGAGCAUUUCAGAGCUGAGAGCUGUUUUACAGCUUUUUUAUGUGAAGCAAUGCAAAACAUUUUAGUUCAAGCAAGUGAUACAUUGGACAUUAUAAUUUGGCUGGUCGUUCUUUUAUUCACCCUUUAAGUGAAACUUCUCUAAAGAGCUGUGUGUGUUUAAACCUGUAGCGUGUCAAGGAAGCAGAACUUGCAGUGAUAUUUGGUGUUGUCUGUAUCGUGUAACUCUUCGAGAGGGAGCACAUAGCUGCGGAGCUCCAGCGGCGAGAAGGAGCGGGUGUUAGACCGGCAGGUGCAGUACUCUUCAGGCCUGGAGCCCUCCAGACCGGAGGACUUCGACUACAUACAGCAACUCGAGGAGGAGGUGCGCUGAGGAGCGACGAGGGGGACAGAUCCGGAUCAGAUCCAGAUGGAUCUUGGGCUGUUGUCGAGAACCCUUUGGCCUUAUGACUUUUGGACACUGACUGAAAAGGAGCUGGACUUUAGUGUGGAAUAGAGAUGAUGGCUGUCCUCUAUUUUUAACAUUUAAAGAGUCCUUAAUUGGUUCGAGAAGGUGAAGGAGAAUGGUUAAUCAGAGGCCUUUAUUUAGCAGAUUUCUCAUUUAGGGGACUCCAAAUUGCAGGGUCUUGCUCAAACAUCCCUAACAUGACUUCCUAGAAUUGCAGAGGUUGGAUUUCACACAGAAGGUAUUAAAUCCCAUUAAUUGGC